GCUAGCACAAUAUUUACGCACCACGACCGCUUGACCUACAGUAGACUUUGUAUUCCGAUAUUUGUUGAUAUUUAAGUGUUAAUUUAAGCAUACAAUAACACAAUGCCAGAGGGAUCAUUACCCAAGAAGCAAAAAUGUGAAGAUCCGGCCGUGACAAAGUUAAGAGAUUACAUACGCCUCCGAACGGUCCACCCCGAGCCUGACUAUGAUGGAGCAAUUUCCUUUCUGAAAAGUUAUGCAGAAGAGAUCGGUCUUCCAUUUAGGACAGUUGAGGUACAUCCUGAUCGUCUGGUGGCCAUCAUGACUUGGGAAGGACUGGAUCCCUCCCUACCUUCCAUCAUGCUCAACUCUCACACAGAUGUUGUCCCAGUUUUCCUGGAACAUUGGAAAUGUGACCCAUUUGCUGGACAAAAGAUGGAGAACGGUGACAUCUAUGGCAGAGGAACUCAGGACAUGAAGUCGAAUGGGAUAAUUUUUCUGGAGGCUGUUCGUCGUCUGAAGACAGAAGGACAGAGAUUUAAUAGGACUAUCCAUCUCACAUUUGUACCUGAUGAAGAAAUUGGUGGUAAACUUGGCAUGGAAAAGUUUGUGGUACACGAGGAGUUCAAGAAACUCAACAUUGGAUUUGCAUUUGAUGAAGGUUUGGCCAAUCCUACAGACGCCUUCACAGUUUUCUAUGGAGAGAGAGCCCCUUGGUGGGUCAGGGUGAAAUGCUCCGGUCAGCCAGGUCAUGGUUCAAGGUUCAUACAAGACAGUGCAGCUGAGAAAUUUAGAAGAAUUAUAAACAGUUUCUUGGAUUUCCGAGCACAGGAGGAGAAAAAAUUGAACGGUAAUGCCUGUCUGAGGUUAGGGGAUGUCACUACAGUGAACCUAACUAAUGUCCAGGGCGGAGUACAGUUCAACGUUGUUCCCAUGGAUAUGUAUGCAGGUUUUGAUGUCAGAAUUGCCCCAACUGUGGACCUGGAGGAAUUUGAAAACAAAAUCAAGAACUGGUGUGCUGAAGCUGGAGGCGAUGUUACAUACGAGUUUAUUCAGAAAUGCAUGAUACAAGAUACCACAUCUGUACAUGACUCUGACCCCUGGUGGAAAACGUUCAGCACGGUCUGUGAGAGAUUGGGUAUGAAGAUAGAACCUGAGAUAUUCCCAGCAGCUACAGACAGUCGCUUUAUCAGAGAGAUUGGGAUUCCAGCAUUAGGGUUCUCCCCCAUGAACAACACACCUAUUCUGCUCCAUGAUCACAACGAGUUCCUGAAUGAAAACAUUUUCCUGAAAGGCAUUGACAUUUAUUCUGCAAUCAUUCCUGAGAUUGCAAAUAUGUCAGUGUAAAGAAAAGUGAUCACCCGACAACUUUCUGAACUUCUAAAAAUAUAAAAUGUUUAAUUACCUUAAUUACGGCCUGUACUCAGUUUGGGCAUUUGCAUUUUGCAUAAUGUUUUUGAAAAUUUUGAUUUCAAAAUGAAAGGUUACCAGAUAAUAGAGUUGCAUUUAUCAAUAUCGAUAUUCAGAAAAUUAAAAUAUGUUGAAGAAACUUUAUGCUUAUUCAAGAUAUUGCUUUUGUAACAAAGCAUGUUAAUUAGAUCUAAAUCACUGCCUCUGCUCUGGUUUAACCAGGGAUCUCUGGAUUUCUAGUCUUACGCUAUCGAGCUAAGAAGAAGUUCUCUUUAACCAUGUGGUAUUUUAUGGCUAAUAUUUUACCAGGGUUACACUUUUAUCUUUGAAACAUUAUACUGCACACAUGAUCAAGGUCUGUUAAAUUUUAUCAUUAUAAAAUAUAAUCAGAUGCCUUAUUAUCCAUGUGGAAUUCCCAGUAAUUACAGAUAUAUAUUUACUUUGAAUAACAGGAAAUCAUGGAAUCUCUGUAUAGGAAAGUUUGUAUUGGUAAUCAGUUAUUGUAAAUGUGAUUCAUUUUUAUGUCAUUGAAAUUAUUGGAGGAACAUUUUGUAUGAUGUAUUUGUGACUUUGAACAAGAACAGGGUGUUAAACAUAUAACUGAAGAAGGAAAAUGGUAGAUUAGACAUCCGGAAAUAAUUCAGCUGCAAAAAAAUUGAAGUUUGGAGCAUUUUUCUGGAGGCAGUCAUGCAUACAUGUACAUCAACAGACAUGACAAGGUACAUUUUGUAUGUGGGUCACCUGUACAACCACAUGGGUUUUUCUCCAGGUACUUUGUAUCCCCCUAGCAUGCUCCCAUCCAUGUCAACAAGAAAGACUACUGUAAUAUAAGUUCAUAUUCCUUGUUUCUGAUUGUUCAAGAGUAUUAUAUAGACUACUAUGCACAUCAAACUUGAUAUACCGGUUUUGUGUGAGAGUUAUCUCCCUUGGAAUAAAUGUGUGUUAUUAUUAUUGUGAUGAAUUGAAUGUUUAUUUUCAGUACAUUCAGUUGUGUGUAAUUUUAACUAUGUUGGGCUCAAAAACUAAUAAAUGAAGAGAGGAAUUCAAAAGUUACCAAAGGAGAU
Molecule: messenger RNA, 2453 nt
Organism: Pecten maximus
Lineage: Eukaryota; Metazoa; Mollusca; Bivalvia; Pectinida; Pectinidae
Product: aminoacylase-1-like
Exons: 16
Coding region: 103-1326 (407 amino acids)
Biological process (GO): amino acid metabolic process
Cellular component (GO): cytoplasm
Molecular function (GO): aminoacylase activity
Source: RefSeq, a predicted model, not a curated record